AUGGUUGGCUGUCCCCCCUAUUCUUCUCGCCGAGGGCACGCGGAUCCGGGCCGGGCCGCCGGGAACUCACCUUCCCAGCGACCCGCUUGGCAGGGCGGGGCGCCUCGCGAAGAUGGUGGCACGCGCGGCGUGUGGCUCCCUCCGUCUGGCCAGGUCCCAGCGCCGAGCCCUGACCAGCGCUUCGCUGGCCUGGAGCCCUCGCCCCCCGGGCCCCUGACCCGGAAGCAGCGCGGAACCAGAAGCGCGACCCGGCCCGCGCCCCCGGGCUUCGGCUUCCCCAUCGCCCCUCCACCCCAGUUGCUUAUUCCGUUUACUCUGCUGGGAUGGCGUCAGAGCCAGGCACCGCUUUGCCCUAAUGGGGAGGGGGUGACAUUUAAUAGAGUAGUGACAACAGAAUACACUGGUCCUGAAACUAUGCCCAUAGUUUCCCCGAAACUAUUCUCAGGAACCUGGGUGACCGCAUGGGAAGGGCAUCCGGGAGAGUCCUGCGAAGGUGCAGAGAACCCCGUGCGAAGAGAACAUGUGGGAAAGCCGGGUGGCUGCACUGCAAGGGACUGCAGCGCUGUGCACCAUGGGGGGAGCUUGGCAGCUUUAGCAGGUGCCCGGUGCAGUGCCCAAGCUGACUCAGGUUCCAGUGAGGAUGAUGCGGCCAGCGAGGCCCGCAGUACCACCAGCGAGUGUCCCAGUCUUCUCAGCACCACAGCGGAGGAUAGCCUAGGGGGGGAUGCUGUGGAUGAGCAGGGCCAACAGGAAGAUCUCGAAGAAAAGCUAAAGGAGUGUGUGGACUGCCUCACAAACAAGAGUGCCAAGACCCGGCAAGGAGCUCUGGAGAGCCUGCGCCUGGCCCUGGCUUCCCACCUGCUCCCUGACUUUUUGCUGGAGCGCUGCCUCACUCUGGCUGAUGCCUUGGAAAAGUGCCUCAAGAAAGGGAAGGGUGACGAGCAGGCCCUGGCUGCUGCCGUGCUAGGCCUGCUCUGUGUGCAGCUGGGCCCUGGACCCAAGGGCGAGGAGCUGUUCCACAGCCUGCAGCCCCUGCUAGUCUCCGUGCUCAGCGACGGCACAGCUAGCCCCGCCGCCCGGCUUCACUGUGCUUCUACUCUUGGCUUGGGGUGCUACGUGGCUGCUGCCGAUGUCCAGGACCUGGUCUCUUGCCUCACCUGCUUAGAAGGUGUUUUCAGCCAGCCCUGUGGCACAGAUGGCUCAACAGCUCCCGUGGCCCCUGCCAGCCUGCAGGGCCUGCUCUGUGCUGCCCUGCAGGCCUGGGCGUUGUUGCUCACUCUCUGCCCCAGCACCCACAUCAGCCACAUCCUUGACAGGCAACUGUCCCAGCUGCCCCAGCUCUUGUCCAGUGAGAGUGUGAACCUGCGGAUUGCUGCUGGUGAAACCAUCGCACUACUCUUUGAGCUCGCCCGGGACCUUGAGGAGGACUUCGUGUACGAGGACAUGGAGGCCCUGUGCAGUGCCCUGCACACUCUCGCCACGGACAGCAACAAGUACCGUGCCAAAGCCGACCGCCGGCGCCAGCGCUCCACUUUCCGCGCCGUGCUGCACUUCGUUGAGGGUGGUGAAUGUGAGGAAGAGACGAUCCGCUUUGGACUGGAAACGCUGUAUGUGGACAGCUGGGCUCGGCACCGGGUCUACGCUGCCUUCAAGGACGUGCUGGGCUCGGGCAUGCACCACCACCUGCAGAAUAAUGAGCUGCUCCGGGACAUCUUCGGCUUGGGCCCUGUGCUGGUGCUGGAUGCCGCUGCUCUGAAGGCCUGUAAAGUUUCACGUUUUGAGAAGCACCUGUACAAUGCUGCUGCCUUCAAAGCCCGGACCAAGGCUCGAAGCCGUGUGCGGGACAAGCGGGCAGAUGUCCUGUGAAGUGGGCCAGCUGAAGACAAAACUGUCCACACCCCUGCCCAUAUUUUUAACAGAAGACAGUGCAAGAACUGGUCUCUGCCAGUGAUUGUCACUUUAUUUUUCUUAAAGACAAAACCAAAAACAGGGUGGCUGAAUGGCGUGAGGGACCCUGCCCUUUAUCCCUGCACUCAGCCCUGUGGCUUAUUCCUGCCCUAUUUCAGGCAGGCCCAAGUGGACACCUGUCUCAGGGCUGUGGGGCAGGCAGUAGGGGGCCGUCCCUUCCUUCCGCGCUCCUUUGGAGUGACCCAGUUCUUUGGGGUAUUGGCAUCUACACAGAUGCCACCAUGGCAAGUGGGGAGGCAGAGCUACCUGGAAAGGACUUUUGUGUUGAUUUUUAAAGAUGUAAGAGAUAAUUAAAUAGAGUAUAAUGUUC
Chinchilla lanigera (long-tailed chinchilla) is the source of this 2278-nucleotide messenger RNA. It is a transcript of the gene Ifrd2, whose product is annotated as interferon-related developmental regulator 2. The record is from RefSeq and is a predicted model, not a curated record. Lineage: Eukaryota; Metazoa; Chordata; Mammalia; Rodentia; Chinchillidae. Bases 1 to 1866 code for a protein of 621 amino acids. The transcript is spliced from 15 exons.